Molecule: messenger RNA, 1077 nt
Organism: Lachancea lanzarotensis
Lineage: Eukaryota; Fungi; Ascomycota; Saccharomycetes; Saccharomycetales; Saccharomycetaceae
Product: LALA0S03e01882g1_1
Exons: 1
Coding region: 1-1077 (358 amino acids)
Molecular function (GO): oxidoreductase activity, acting on the CH-OH group of donors, NAD or NADP as acceptor
Source: RefSeq, a predicted model, not a curated record
AUGGGCGAAAAAGUGUUGGUCACCGGUUGCAAUGGCUACAUUGCUCUCCAUGUUUUGGACAUUUUGUUGUCAGAAGGAUACCAUGUAAUUGGAACAGCGCGUUCGGAAGGUAAAGGCGACAAAGUCAAGAACUCUUUUGCCAAGUUAUACCCACCUGCCAAAUUGGAUGUUGAGGUGGUUACCGAUAUCAGCCAACCGGGAGCUUUUGACGCUGUUUUCAAGAAGUACCCAGAUUUGCAGCAUGUGGUGCACAUGGCUGCGAAUUUUUCGUUUGGGUCCGACCAGAGCAACGAAGAAACGUAUUUGAUACCCUCUACAGAAGGAACCAAGAGCAUUCUGAACACUGUGGUGCAAUUGGGUCCUAAGGUCAAGACCUUUGUGCAAACGUCAUCGUUUGCAGCAAUCAGAAACGAACACAACAAAACAAGUGUACACACCGAGGCCACUUGGAACCCAGUUACCUGGGAACAAGCCAGAACAACUUCGCUACAAUCGUACUGUGCAUCGAAGAAACUGGCUGAAAAACUGGGAUGGGACUUUGUGCAGCAGCACGCCUCGCAAGUCAAGUUCAAUUACACCGCAGUGUGCCCACCAUACGUUUUGGGCCCGCAGAUGUUUGGUUGGGGAUUGGACGGUGAAAAGCUGAAUACAUCUGCACAGAUUGUGAAUGAUGCGGUGAAUUCGACGCCAUCGUCUAAGGGUCCGUUCGAUAGCCCCUCCGCUCUCACUGCUGAUGUUCGCGAUGUGGCCUUAUUGCAUAUGCUUCCUUUGCGUAGCGAAAAGCUCGCUGGUCAGAGACUAAUCCCAGUAGCCGGUGCAAGCCUUGCAAAACCUAACUAUGAUGACGGCAGAUUCAAUCCACAGCGUAUCCUAGACGUUAUCAAUGCCAGGUUUCCCGAAUUAAAGGGCAAGAUCGCCGCUGGUAACAUUGAGGACAACAAAAAGGUACUGGACAAGUCUUACCACUACAACACGGACCUCACUUGUAAACUCACCGGCGUCGAGUUUAAGAGCUUUGAAACUACCGUCGUUGACUCUGUCAAGCAGAUUUUGGAGCACCGUCGCGACAAGAUAUAA